GAGUCACGUGACAGGCUGACCACUACAACUUCCGGUUUUUCGUCAACUAAAAGAUGUGAAGAUAUGCAAUCGUUGUUUUACACGCCGAGGUUCCCUUUUAACGACAUGAAGACGCCACUGGCCUAUUUUGUUCUCCUGUUAUGCACCGCUGAACGCUUUGAGGCGGCCCCCCCGGGAAGAGUAGCCGAACCGGUGCACGCAGGAAGGUUCUGGCACAUCACCGACCUACAUUUGGACCCCACCUACAACCUGGCGCCGGACCCCACCAAGGUGUGUUUCUCCUCCAAAGGGGUGCCCGCCACCGGUGCCGGUCCAUUUGGGGACUAUGUGUGCGACUCGCCUUACAGUCUCAUCCAGUCGGCCUUCAUGCACAUAAAGAGCCUUGUGCAACCCAAUGACUUCUUCAUUUGGACCGGAGACAGUCCACCUCACGUUCCUGUAAGUGAACUAUCCACGUCAAUGGUGAUCCAGGUGUUGAGCAACUUGACCCAAACAAUCCGACAACACUUCCCGAACGUCACCGUCUUUCCCGCCAUUGGAAACCAUGACUACUGGCCGCAGGAUCAGUUGCCGACGUCCACCAACGACAUCUACAAGGCUGCUGCACGCUUGUGGAAGCCCUGGCUGGAAGACCAAGCACUGGAAACUCUCUCACAAGGGGGUUUCUACACCCAGCUGGUCCGUACGGGCAUUCGAGUAAUAAGCGUGAACAGCAUCCUCUACUACGGUCCCAACCAAGCCACCGUCAACAUGAGCGAUCCGGCGGGACAAUUCGAGUGGCUGGAGGACACACUGGAAAAGGCCGACGCCAACAAGGAGAAGGUGUUUAUAAUAGCUCACGUUCCACUGGGAUUCCUGCCCUUCACCCGGAACUUAACGGCCAUUAGGGAUGAGCCCAACGAGAGGUUACUCAACAUCUGUAGGCGCUACAGUCAUGUGAUUGCCGGACAUUUUUAUGGACACACGCACAAAGACAGUGUCAUGGUGCUCCUCGACCACAAAGGUGAAGCUGUGAACUCUGUGUUUGUAUCUCCGGCGGUAACGCCCAUCAAAAGCUCUUGGGAAACGUACUCAAACAACCCAGCGGUGCGACUGUAUUUCUACGACAAACAAGAUUUUGGCAUUUUGGAUAUCUGGCAAUACUUCCUCAACCUGACCGAAGCUAACCUCAAGCAACGGGCCGACUGGAAGUUGGAGUACGUCAUGACCAAAGCGUUCAGCCUUCCGGACCUGCGACCGGUCAGUCUGCGCCGGCUGGCUCUGCAAUUGUGGGUGCUGCCCAACUCGGCGUUCGACACCUACUUUGCUCACUUCACGGUUGGUUUCGAUGGCUUGCCGCCAUGCCGGGGCGAGUGUAAGCUCCUUCAGUUGUGCGCCAUGCUCUUCAUGGACCAGAGCUCCUACUCGGCUUGUGUGGGAGAGCAACAUCAUCGUCAUUCUCUCGCUAGUGACAUUCUUUGAUUUCCUUUUAAUGCAAUUCAAAGGUGACAAGUUGCUAUUUUUAUAAUGCAGGAUUGAGAUUUUGUACAAUCAGGUUGAUGCUAGCUUGAGAAACAUCAUGCAACAUGACAAAAUAGGGGUUAGGGUCUGUCGAUUAUUGCUA
Molecule: messenger RNA, 1603 nt
Organism: Syngnathus acus (greater pipefish)
Lineage: Eukaryota; Metazoa; Chordata; Actinopteri; Syngnathiformes; Syngnathidae
Gene: smpdl3a
Product: sphingomyelin phosphodiesterase acid like 3A
Exons: 8
Coding region: 64-1461 (465 amino acids)
Biological process (GO): sphingomyelin catabolic process
Molecular function (GO): sphingomyelin phosphodiesterase activity
Source: RefSeq, a predicted model, not a curated record